Molecule: messenger RNA, 3767 nt
Organism: Thermothelomyces thermophilus ATCC 42464
Lineage: Eukaryota; Fungi; Ascomycota; Sordariomycetes; Sordariales; Chaetomiaceae
Exons: 5
Coding region: 106-3609 (1167 amino acids)
Source: RefSeq, a predicted model, not a curated record
GGCGAAGCGAGGUGCGCAUGCUUGCGCCUAGAUAGCGGUUCGGAGAACCUAAGCGAACCCAGACCGAUUACAGCCCGGGAAGUCGGCCAAACGCACGAUCCCCACAUGUUCAACAGAUCCCACAGAUCUCGCAGCAGCAAGACCCCGGGUUUUGCAAACGAUCAGGAAAGGAAGGCGCCUGGUAUUCACCGGUCAUUGCUUGCCGAGCUAGGGUUCGCCAGCUCUGACUCGUCGACGGUACGGUCUGCAAGCCGUAGCACGUGGAGGACCGACCUGGAACGACCGACUUACGACUACGCCAGCAGCAUCGCUUCUGCACGCUCCUACGGCGCUCCGUCAUACGCGAAUAAGAGCCCCUCUAUUACGUCUGGAAACCUCGGUUCGCCGUCCUUGUCGGACCGAUCCAUCGCUUCAGUUGGAUUACGCGAGAACCGUUUGAGAUCCCCAUCGGCGGUGCAUAACACAAUGACUUCCGCAGAUCGAAGUCGCCCACGCCGAGAGCGUACCUUCGUUGGGAGCGAGUGCGCUGUCUGCGAGGAGCCUCUCGAACACACGCUUCGUGGUGAAAGGAUAUUGCAGUUCUCUUGCGCCCACGUAUCACACGAGGCAUGUUUCUACGAGUUCAUCCGAGACUUUGACGGACAGUAUUGCCCAACCUGCAAUGCCCCGCUGCAUCUAGAUACCAGCCGUGGAGGAAAUGUCCUGGACAUAGAGAAACUAAGUAGCAUGGUGCGCGCGGCCUCUGUGAAUGACACGCGGUCACAAGCUACGCCCACACCGACGCCAUCCCACUGGGACGACCAACAGGGCCGGCCACACAGCCGGGGCUCGGGGGCUCGCCCUGGCGCCGGGGUCCACGGUGUCAUGCGAGAGGGGCUGGCGAGAGGGGGCGCGCGUGACGGUCGCGAGAGCCGCGACGCCCCGUCAUCAGAGCACCGCUACCAUGGGCAGAGACACGUGCGGAGCGAUAGCGAGGCGACCGGCGUAGCCUCCUCGGGGGGAUACCCCGAGACGACGCAAAGCGGGCCGCCGCGACGGCACGACUACGACGUGCAAGCGAUGGAGACAUCGCUGUCCAGUCCGCGAUCCAUUACCCGAAAUCCCAUCCCGCCACCGACUGUGACAGUCCGCUCCGAGUUUCCCACAAUCAGCAGAUCACGGCAGCAGCAGACCCUCACCUGCCUCGUCACCGUUGAGGUACCUGAUAACAAAUGGAGGCCCGAUCCGGAAGACCUGCAAAUCGCACCACCACCCCCAGCAGCGCCGAAGCCGGAAGAAGCGAUACGUGCGCCAUCCCCUGCGCAGAGCGCCCCGCGAUUCUACCCUUAUGAGUCUCCCGAGGUGCUGGCUGAGAUGACGGAGAACCUACGAAACCGGGUUGAUAACUGGCAUGGCCUGGACUUCAGCAGGUUCGGGAAGCUCCGCCUAUACGGCACCCUCCGCGUGGGCAAAGACAAGGUCUCCUGGCAGGAGUUGGAGUGUUACCUGUUUGCGGAAAUGCUCAUCUGCGUCAAAGAGAAGAAGCAUGCCCACGCGCCGCAGGGGCAGUGGGGAGACGAUUCUGCCCCGCGCAAAACGACCCGCUGCACGUUGAAAGGCUCUAUCCUUAUCAAGAAACACCUCAACGAGGUGACAGAGACCGGCAGUGUUGACGAGAACAUCCUGACUCUCAGUCUGUCGGUUGCCGAACUGCCCCAGUUCCACCUCAGAUUCGAGAACCGUAACCAGCUCAAGUUAUGGCAGCAAGCCCUCCUUGAUCUCAACGCGGUUGAGACCUCGCCGGUACGCAGCCCAGACUACGACCGCGGGGAGUUCUCCGAACCGGAUGAGGACGAAUGGAACCGAACGUCUGGGUCCAGCAGGCCGCAGCGGGUGUCGUCGCUGGCUUCGUCGUGGGGAGGUGCCAAGUCUGCUACGACCGCUCCGACCGAGUACACAAACUUUACCCGGAGCCCGUUACUGCCGUCGAUUCACGUGCCCGUGGACGUCGUGGUGGUGGUACCCAUUUCGGCGUCCAUGCAGGGCGUGAAGAUCAACCUCGUUCGUGAUGCUCUCCGCUUCAUGGUGCAAGCUCUUGGAGAACGUGACCGCAUGGGCUUGGUGACGUUCGGGUCAUCGAAUGGUGGCGUUCCCAUCGUCGGAAUGACUACCAAGGCGUGGGCCGGCUGGAGCAACGUGCUCAGCUCGAUCAAGCCGGUUGGCCAGAAGAGCCACCGCGCAGACGUUGUCGAAGGCGCCAACGUGGCCAUGGAUCUGCUCAUGAACCGCAAGUACAACAAUCCCAUUGCUACGAUCAUGCUCAUCAGCGACGCGUCAACCUCCGACGCCGACAGCGUCGACUUCGUCGUGUCACGGGCAGAAGCGGCAAAAAUCACCAUCCACUCCUUUGGCCUGGGCAUGACCCACAAGCCGGAUACCAUGAUCGAGCUCUCAACGAGAACCAAGGCGUCAUAUACUUACGUCAAGGAUUGGAUGAUGCUCCGGGAGUGCCUUGCCGGCUGUCUCGGUGCCAUGCAGACGCUGUCACAUCAGAACGCCAAGCUCAAGCUCCGGCUACCGGAAGGCUCACCAGCUAAGUUCCACAAGAUCAGCGGCGCACUUCAGAUCACCAAACGGGCCACGGGCCGUGACGCGGAGGCAUCCCUUGGCGACCUCCGCUUCGGUGACAAGCGAGACGUUCUUGUGCAACUGGUGAUUAUGCCGGACACCUCGUCUCAGGAACAACUACCACAGGAUCCCUGGGACAACAUCGUGUCAGGGUUGGAAGCCCUGGGCGGUUCGGUGGACCAGGAUGAGCAAAGGGUGGCCUCAGUCGAGGAGGUGCCGCUGAUUCAAGCGGAGAUCACCUGGGGCGACAUCCUGCGGGACGGUACAUCGCAGCACACGCGGCCCAGCCUGCUGGCCAUCACCAUGCUCCCUGCCUCAAACUCGAAGAAGCCAUGGGGCAACAGCCCGCCAAUCCCUCCACACCCGCAUAUCGUGCAAAGGCGGAUGGAGCUUCUGACAUCCGACAUGCUGACCCGCGCAUUAACGCUGGUCAGCAGGGGACAGCACGACCGCGCGCACACGCUCCUGAACGAAACACGGUCCAUCCUCAAGGGGCUCGGCAAGGGUGGUCUUCCGCCCGUCCCUCCGGCUUCUUCCAACAAGUCGCAGCCGUCAACCCCCCACCCGGGCGCCGAGGGAUCGCCGUCUGUUGCGGGGACCCCAGACAGGAAGAACUCGCCCUCACCAACUUUGGCGAACCAAAGCUCGGGUGGUGCAGGGCUCCCGACGCCGUUGAUAUCACGCAGCCGGUCCAACGACGGGCUCGGCCUUGGCGGCAUGGGCGGCUCGACCGGCAUCGAUGCAACCACCGUCGCGGCGCUCGACGCAGAACUCGAAUCGAGCCUCGAAUGGAUCAACCACCCGGCCGUGUUUGGGCGCGACAGCCGCAAGGCGGUGCUGCAGGCCAUCGGCGUCAUCAGCUCGCAGCGCGCCUUCACGUUCCGCACGCCCAUCGAGAGCUUGUGGGCGGGUCGUAUCGCCGGCGUCAAGAGACUUACCGAGAAGAGCCGCGAGUGGAGAGAGGAAGGGGGCGGCGAAGGCGGGAUCGUGGAGGAAGCGUAAACAGGCGUUGGUCGGGUGGCCCAGAUAUCCCCCCCCCCCCCCCGCGGGUCCACGAUCCGGUCUGUCUUGUACGAUGAGGGAUUCCGGGCGACCCAUUCUCCUCACCAUCAUUUCCUCAUAUGGCCCGCGGCAGGCAAGACGUGCAGUGUCUCCAAUUG